AUGCCGAGGGUAGCCGUCGGCAUAUGCCUGGCCCUCGGCAUAGCUAGGGCACGGCCGGGUCGAGCCAGACCACGCACACGCGCCCGCCCGAGCCGCACCCAUCUUCUCCCCGAGCCCCCACGCUCUCUGCUCCUCCCAAGUCCGAGCCGCACCCAUCUCCUCCCCGCCGCCACGCUCGCCGCCGCCGGCAACCGCCUCCCUGCCGCUCGCUGCCCUCCUCCCGAACCUCUGCAGAACCUCCCCGCCGCCACCUCCACCUCCCCCGAUCUCCCCUCCACCUCCCCCCUCUCCCGCGCUGCCGCCAGCAGGAGCCCCCUCCUCAUCGCCGCCCGCGCCGGCCUCCACCUCCACCCGAGCCCCCGUCCGAGCUGCUCCCCCUCCUCGUCGCCGCCAUGCUGCGCCGGCCUCCAGCUGCCGGCUUCCCCGCCGUCCUCCUCCUCCCCCGAGCCUGCCCCUGGCCAAAGCAACUGGACAUGGGAGGUCAAGCCAGCCCGCGUGCCUAACAGCUUGCUUGGGGCUCUGAUUAAGAAGUUCUGGCCGGGCAGAUACACUCCCCUUAGCACGGUCCCCGGUGGCGAGACGAGGCUAGCCACUACUUGGGCGGACUAUGAGGAUGCCCCUGCCGUAGGCUUCGCGACAGCUGCUGAGGCUGUGACCACCAAGUUCUGGGUAAGACAUAUACUUCUCGAGCACCGUUCAUUGUUGAUGGCCCUAAUGUGCUAA
This is a messenger RNA of Lolium perenne, 723 nucleotides long. The record is from RefSeq and is a predicted model, not a curated record. NCBI's taxonomy places the organism in Eukaryota, Viridiplantae, Streptophyta, Magnoliopsida, Poales, Poaceae.